AUGGUUUCCCAAGUGUGUCAGAACUACCACCAGGACUGUGAGGAUGCUGUUAACAAGCAGAUCAACCUGGAGCUCUAUUCCUCCUAUGUUUACCUCUCCAUGUUCUCUUACUUUGACCGGGAUGAUGUUGCCCUGCAUCACUUUGCUGAGUUCUUCAAGGAGCAGUCCCAUGAGGAACGGGAACACGCUGAGAAACUGAUGGCAUUCCAGAAUAAACGUGGAGGUCGAGUCCUCCUGCAGGACAUUAAGAAGCCAGAGCAGGAUGAGUGGGGCAGUGGUCUGGAGGCAAUGCAG
Molecule: messenger RNA, 294 nt
Organism: Stegostoma tigrinum
Lineage: Eukaryota; Metazoa; Chordata; Chondrichthyes; Orectolobiformes; Stegostomatidae
Product: ferritin, heavy subunit-like
Exons: 3
Biological process (GO): iron ion transport; intracellular iron ion homeostasis
Cellular component (GO): cytoplasm
Molecular function (GO): ferrous iron binding; ferric iron binding
Source: RefSeq, a predicted model, not a curated record